AUGUCGGUUGUAGUAGAGCAACCAAAUCGUCCGGGCUGUUUUUAUUCGGUAAAUAAAUUCACGGUUCCUAUUAAGACGCGAAAGGUCGAUGCUUGCGACAAGGAAUUGGCGUCGUUGAGAGGCGACCCCGAUCGACAAUUGGACAUGAUUAUGCGUGACAUGUUACGGAACGAAGUCGCGGACGAAGUAAUUUUUCCUCCUACGACGUCGAUUGCAAAAUCGUCGUCGUCGGCGAAGAAAAAUUAUAUUCGUCCCGACGUACGUGUGGUUUACCACAACGUACAAAGCUUCCGGAAACACGAACGCCUAAUCACGUCCAAUGCACAGUUUUGUCGUGCAGACAUACUGUGUUUCGUCGAGACGUGGUUACUCGACAGCGAUGUCGUUUCCUUCGAACAUUAUCGACCUUUGUAUCAGAAAAAUCCGCAUCAAAAUUUUGUUGAUUCUUCGUUACCACCGUCAACUGUUCAUGCAUCUUCCGUCGUUCCUCCUCCUCCUCCUCGAACGACAACCACCCAUCCGACAGGUGGACGAAAACCGUGCGGGAUUUUAAUUCUAACUAGAGCGGAUAACAUUCACCGUGUCAAUUUCGUCUUUGAUAAAAUUCGAAAAAACCAACCGCGGGUAUAUUUACCGGCCACGGCGACGAUCGAGGAAUCGAUGGAAUUCUUGAAAGAAUACGUUAAUUUCGACCGACCGUUGGUCAUAGUAGGUGAUUUUAACGUAGAUUACGGGAGAAAUAGUCUGUUGAAAAAAUUCCUAUGUGUUGAUUCGUCGUUAGUUAAUUUAUUAGCUACGACAGAUAGUGCGACAGGCCAACGCACAGCUACAUCUACGACAAUGGCGAAUACGAGUAUAGAUUGGUGUUUGACCAAUACAAAUUUUACUUUGGCCUGUGUAGGGGAAACCAUUUUUAGUCAUCAUAAACCUAUCAUUCUAAAUUCUUACACUUCAUCACAAAAUCCACGUUUCAGAUUAAUGUCUGAUCUUCUACGUCAAAAAAGGUGGUUAUCGUGGUCCACCGCCGAUGCCGCACCUUUCUCCACUUCUUCGGCGGCAAAUAAUUUACAAAAUGUCAUAAAUAUCGCAGGGAAACCGAAUUCUUCCAUUAAUAUAGUCUCCGUACAUACCAUUAAACCUGAAAAUCCCGUACCGUCGCAGCCGUUACGUUCGUCGUCUAAGACGAAUAGUAAAAAAGCCGCUGUUGGGGCCGUUACCAAUACUACACCAUCAACACGUACAGGUAUACAGAAAAAACGACCACCACCAACACCAUCAUCACCACGAUCAAAACGAUCGAAGAAACCGCAACAAAAGCGGCAGCGACAAACUACUAUUAAAGACGUUCCGAGUACUUCGACUAAAAAAGUUAAUCCCAUAUCGUCGCAACUUUCUGUCGUAUUAGACGCGUUCAUCAUAUCUCAAUAUAUAGAAUCUUCAAAUACCAAUAAGGUAAUGGUUGUCGAGAAAGGAAACGCUCCGUCCGUUACUUCCAUUUCCCCCCGUCAACGAAUUUUUACGCCGAGUAACAAUUCAUUUUCUAAACGUUUAGUUAUUCCAUUAGUUCCAAUUGACGCCGCUGAUCGUAAUAGUAGAAGUAGUAGUAGUGGUGGUGAACAACAACGACGACGUCGUAGUCUUCGUUUAUCUAAUAGCGGCGUGGGUGUUGAAGGCGGCGAAUGUGAGAGCAGCAAAAGCAAUCGUCGUUCAACGUUGAUUAGCUUACCCCUAAAACCAAAUAAAAGAACGAGAAGGACUGAAAACACAACUAAACUAGAAAUGGUUAAUUUAGAACCAGCCUAUUCUUCCUUACUAGGCAUUUCUAAUGCGAAGCAUAAAGACCUUAUAAGUUUAUGUCGGGCCAACUGCAUACCUCAAACUUAUCAUGGUUACUAUGAGAGUCUUCCAAUAGGAGAACAGUUACCCGAUGAAGACGAAGAAAAUUGA
Molecule: messenger RNA, 1947 nt
Organism: Psylliodes chrysocephalus
Lineage: Eukaryota; Metazoa; Arthropoda; Insecta; Coleoptera; Chrysomelidae
Source: the annotation of a GenBank genome assembly